Messenger RNA from Hypoxylon fragiforme, 3477 nucleotides. Its product is annotated as ras GEF. Gene Ontology annotation, biological process: Ras protein signal transduction; positive regulation of GTPase activity. NCBI's taxonomy places the organism in Eukaryota, Fungi, Ascomycota, Sordariomycetes, Xylariales, Hypoxylaceae. Gene Ontology annotation, cellular component: plasma membrane. The coding region runs from base 1 to 3477 and encodes 1158 amino acids. Gene Ontology annotation, molecular function: protein binding; guanyl-nucleotide exchange factor activity. The record is from RefSeq and is a predicted model, not a curated record. The transcript has 5 exons.
AUGAACGGUAUACUAGGCACCGCGCCCCCUGGCACGUUAUACGUGCGUGCCUUGUACGACUAUGAGGCCGACGACCGAACCAGCCUGAGCUUCCACGAGGGCGACGUCAUCCAGGUCAUCACUCAGCUGGAAAGUGGGUGGUGGGAUGGUGUGAUCAAUGGAGUCCGCGGAUGGUUUCCAAGUAACUAUUGCCAGGCCAUCACGAACCCCGAAGAGAUCCCCGAGCAUAUGCAAAAUGGCGACGGAGAGAACGGAGAUGAUGAGUUGGAGGAUCGAGUAGUAUACGAGGAAGAAUACGAAGACGACAAUGAGUCGGAUCAAGAUGAUUUCAACGCGUUGCCUCUUGAGGGCACAAGAACUACUAGGAAAUCUGGCGCCGACUUCUGGAUACCACAAGCCACGCCUGACGGGAGAUUGUUUUACUAUAAUACGAUGACUGGAGAAAGCAGCAUGGAACUCCCGCUCGAGUCACCCACUUCCUUCAACGAAAAUGGGCCGAGGGACCGCAUGAACGUGAACAUGCCGGAGAAAACAAGACUUCCUCCGGAGAUGAUGGCCCGAGGUUUGAUGCAAGACGAGGACGAUGAUUCAGAAGCGACCUCAGCUUCGGAGCUCGAAGGUGAAUUGCUCAUGAAGAGCUCUAUAAGCUCCCUACCUCCUCGGCGUCGCGCUUUCGGUAGCGAGAGUGUUGGGGUCUCUCCGUCACCGUCUAUGGACUCUAUGAAUGGCUCACAGGGUAUACGAUCGCGAGCUGAGACUUACAUAAACACUAAUAUCCCAUUGUCCGCUGCCGGCCACGUGCCGACGUUGGCAUCUGCCACAUCUUUCACCGGUACCAGCUUCAAUCUCCCGCAAGCUGCCACGAUACCUCGCUCCUUUUUUGACGACGGCACUGCCCAACCUCUAACAUGGAACCUCCUCAUAGCAAAUAUGAAGCACGCUAUCGAUCGCUACAAGGAUGCCAUUAUGACUAACAACCGGUCGGAAUAUGUUGCCCGCGCUGAGGAUAUUUCUGAUCACUUGCGACUACUCUUGGCGGCUGGAUCGGGGACUACUGACAACCAUUCUGGGCAGCCCUCCAUUAUUUCCACUAAUAAGGCGCUCUAUCCUCACUUCCGAGAUAUGAUGUCGAAGUUCUCGAAGCUAGUUAUUUCGUCGCAUAUAGCUGCGGCGGACUGGCCGAACGCCGAGUCAGUCCAGAAAUGCUUGCAGGAAGCCGACGGCGUACUUGGUGGUGUUUUCAGCUUUGUCGAGGUCGCGAGGCAGCAAAGGGGCGAAGAGAUCCCACGCCUCUUCCCUGGCUUCGUCAUCGGCAGUACAACGGGAGGCAGCUGGCAGAACAAUGGACUUGGCCCUCGCGAUCCCAUUACGUCGAAUUUCUUUGAGGACGACGAUGGUUCUAACGAGCCAACUGCUAUGUUGGACGGAAGACUUCUCGAAAGGCUCGACGAGUAUAAGAGGAUGCUGGUUUCCAGCAUUAGGGAGCUAGAGAAAAAUUUGGGGGUAUCCGAGAAGGUCGUAUCUCCGUAUAAGCAUGAGCUCAUUGGCAACAACGUAUGCAUCGCUGGUGGGAGGGUGUUGGAGAUGUUCAAGCCUUGGGUUGCGCUGAUCGAGUCUAUCGACCUAUCGUCAUUGGGUGAUACUUUUCAGACACCCCAGCUCGCCGAUUUCAGCACCAACAAACAAAGCAUCUACGACAACAUAUCCGACCUCGUCCUAGGAUGCCAAGCCGUUGCUGGUCCUUUAGGGGAUGAAUGGAGCGAGGUCCGUGGCGAGUCGUUAGAAGGCAGGUUCGACUAUGUCAGGCAAUGUGCGAGAGCCUUGGAAAUGAACUCGUCUCACAUUGGGCUUUCGCUCCAGCUCCUUUCUGAACAGGUGCAAAUUAAUACACACGAGACCCGCAUGCGAGAAGACAGCCUAUCGAGGGAUUAUCCCAGGAGGGAUACGAUGCCUACUUACGGCUCACUACAUCUCCGCGUAGAUUCUCGUAGUCCAUUAGAUGGUAGGCCAGGCCUCAUGGGCUCUUUAUCCUAUACCGAAGGGGACAGUCCACCCAUACACAGAAAGGCCGGUGAUAUGUCAAAGGCUGCACGAAUUUUGGGAGAAAGCGCCGUACCCCAAACUCCUAUCCAACAAGUCGAGGAAACGCCUCCGUUCUUACGACUUGACCUUGAACAAGACUUAUCCUGGGAUCUCAAGGUCACACCAGCAGCCGUCAAGGGUGGUUCAUUAUUAGCUUUAGUCGAGCAACUCACAAGGCACGAUAAAUCCGACUUUAGCUUCAACAACACGUUCCUCUUAACAUACCGAUCCUUCACCACGGCCCGAGAGUUAUUCGAGCUUCUAGUCAAGCGUUAUAACAUUCAACCUCCAGAAGGGUUGAGCAAUGGGGAUUAUGAGAUGUGGAGAGAUCGAAAGCAGAAGUUGAUUCGGUUCCGAGUGGUAAAUAUCAUCAAGAGUUGGUUCGAAAACUACUGGAUGGAAGAGCGGACCGAUGAGACGAGGCAGCUGAUCCGCGACGUGUACGCGUUCGCAAGGGACGCUGUUAAAUCUACAGAGACGCCCACUGCCAGCAAUUUAAUAACUAUCCUAGACCAGCGGCUCAGCGGGAAGGAUGCCCUAUCCAAACGCCUCAUCCAAACACCUGCGAACAAUGUCCCACCGCCAAUCAUGCCGAAGAACAUGAAGAAACUCAAGUUCCUCGAUAUCGACGUGACUGAAUUCGCUCGCCAGUUGACGAUAAUCGAGUCCAAACUCUACGGCCAGAUCAAGCCGACGGAAUGCCUUAACAAGACGUGGCAGAAGAAGGUUGGCGAAAAAGAGCCCGAACCAGCGCCGAACGUGAAGUUGUUGAUUCUUCAUUCUAACCAAAUGACAAAUUGGGUUGCCGAGAUGAUCUUGGCCCAGAUGGAUGUAAAGAAGCGAGUGAUUGUCAUUAAACAUUUCGUUUCCGUCGCAGAUAAAUGUCGGGGUCUUAACAACUUCUCUACCCUGACCUCUAUUAUCUCCGCCCUCGGCACAGCACCCAUUGCUCGUCUGAAGCGAACCUGGGAUCAAGUUCCAGCUCGAACUAUAGCAGUUCUAGAGACAAUGCGACGUCUGAUGGCAAGCACGAAGAACUUUGGUGAAUACAGAGAGGCUCUGCAUGCUGCGAACCCUCCAUGUAUCCCUUUCUUUGGCGUUUAUCUCACUGAUCUCACUUUCAUCGAAGAUGGUAUUCCUUCGAUUAUCAAGAAGACUAACAUGAUUAAUUUCGCCAAGCGUGCCAAAACGGCCGAUGUGAUUCGCGACAUCCAGCAGUACCAAAAUGUGCCAUAUUCCCUUCAGCCUGUGCCAGAACUGAAGGAUUAUAUUCUCAGCAACAUGCAAGCUGCCGGGGACGUACAUGAGAUGUACGAUAAGAGUUUGGUGGUGGAGCCGCGCGAGCGUGAGGACGAGAAGAUUGUCAGAGUUUUGGCCGAGUCCGGAUUCUUAUGA